AUGAUUGAUAAAAAUAAAGAUAUAACAGGAAGACUUAAACUAGAUUUACUUCAUGGUUUUGGUUCACUUAGCAGCAAAGGCUAUAGAAAUUGUAUUAGCAUAUUAGAUCAAGAAAAUUUUAGAAAAGUAGUAUUUCCACUUGGUCAGUAUUUGGCUGUCAAAUAAAUUGAUUUUUAGGAUAUGAAUUUCAUUAAGUUAGAUGAAAAAACUGAAAGCAUUGUCAGCAUGGCUAUAUGCACUAAAAAGAUGGUUGCUGCAGUUUGUGAAAAAUAAUACUAGUAAGAUGCUUCUGAACAAUAAUAAGACCAAUACCAUUAUUAAUCUAAAUAUUCAAGUCAGCCAAGACCAUUUUUGGCAAUUUAUAGUUUAUCAGAUAAAAAAAAUUAAAUGGUUGAAAACAGGUCUUUUAUAUAUGAUAAGGAUACACAAAUGAGCUCAUUUGUUGCUUUGAGCUUUUCAUCAGAUGGCAGGUACCUUGCUUGCCUUACUGGUCACCCAGAAUAUAAACUUAUUUUCUUAGAUUUAAAUUCAAAUAAAAGAGAAAUUGAAAUUGCAUCAGCGUUUUUAGAAGAAAGGCUAAGAGAUGUACCUUAAAAAGAGAAUGAAUUAAAAAUAAAUAAAAUUUCAGUAUCUCCUAAAGAUUCUCAUUAAGUUGCCCUUUUAGGUCCUGAAAUUUUUAUGAUUGUUAGGAUACAAGAAUCUAGCUUUGUUCCUAUAACUUAAGAAAUAAAGAGAAUGCCUAAAAAAAAAGAUAACUGUAUAUACACUGAUGCUGUUUGGUUUGAUAAUGAUAAAAUUGCUCUAUCUACAUCAUAUGGAGAAAUAUUUAUUAUACAAGACUCUGAAGUUAAACAACAUAUAUAGAGGGUUCUUGAAGAUAGAGAUGAAAGAAUUCCUAUAGACUGUAUUACUCCUUUCUCAAAAGGUUUAAUUGUUGGAUGUGAAGCUGGUAAUUUCGCUGUUUGGAUGAAGGCAGAAGAUCCUGACUUGCCUUACAGUGGAGCUUAAGGAAAGGAAAAAAAUUAACUUAUUGAUUAAUUGCAUUAUCUCAAAGAAUGGAGUGAUAAAAAAGCUAGUGGUGUGUCUGGAAUGGACAUAAGCUCAAAUGAAGAAUUGCUUGUAAUUGCUUUUAAAAAUAAUCAAAUAGCUACUUUAGAUUUAACAAAAGUAAUUCAGUAGGUUCCAUAAAAUAUUAAAGCCCUCAAGAGAGAUCAUAAUUAAAGAGACAGGAGAGAUGUUUAAUUCGAUUAUUUAUAUAAAGGAUUUCAUAAUGGACCAAUCUCUUCUAUCGAUGUUUGUAUUCAGCGUCCUUUGCUUGUAACAUGUUGCAGCUAAGAUAAUUCAAUUAUUAUUUGGAACUAUGCAUCAUAUAAGUGUGAGCUUGCAAGAAAAUUCCCAGUUAGCUUAAAUAAUGAUGAAAUAAACAGGUAGGUACUUUUAUCUGUAGCUUUUCAUCCAACUGGCUACUAUUUAGCAGCUGGUUUUUUUGACAAACUGAGAAUGUAUCAUGUCUUGAAUGAUAAACUUCGUACUUAUAGAGAAAUUUCUGUGAAAAAUUGUACUAUAAUUAGAUUUUCUAAUGGUGGUUAAUAUAUAGCUGCUGGUUCUCCUAUAUCUAAAUUUAAUAAAGGUGCAAAUAUGGGUGGAGCUGGCACUAGUACAAAUUCUCAAUUUUAAAACUCAAAUGCCUUAUAAACUGGAAAGAAAAGUGUGAAUUAUGUAAUAAAUAUUUAUAAUGCUUACACCCUUGAAAACAUAACAUGCCUUAAAGGACACACUGGAGCAGUUACUGACUUAAUUUGGACGAAAGGUGAUAAAAAGCUUUAUAGCUGUGGAGAAGAUGGUCAAAUUUAUGUUUAUACAACAGAUUCAUGGGAAAAGAAAGAUAUAAAGCUAAAAACACCUAAUGUGAAGCUUUAGAGCAUGUUAUAUAAUGAGCCUCAAGGUAUUCUCAUGGUAACAGGUCCUGAUGAUGUAAAUAAAGGAGGAUAUAUUUAAACAGUUAGAUUUAGAGAUGAUAGGGAUGAAAUCUGUGAUACAUAAAUAAUUAAAAAUUAUCAUAUAUCUAGUUUUACUUUUAAUAAAUGCAUUUACAACACAACUGGUAUUAUUGCAGGUACUUCUACUGGUUAAAUUAGAGUUUAUCCUAGCUUGUUUGCUUAGUAGCCAUUUGAUAGCAUUCCUACCCACAACGGAUAGGUUUCCCAUAUAAUAGCUAGUAAAGAUGGAAGAUUUUUAUUUACAGGAGGAAAAGAUGGUAGUGUAUUCAUUUUUAAAGUUUCUGAAUUAAACGCCGAAGGACAUUCAAUCAAAGCAGAUUAAAAUGAUACUGCAUUAGAUAAAGAUUUGAAGAUAGCUGUCGACGAGAAAUUAGCAGAUGUUGUACUUGUUGAAAGAUAAGAAAUAGAUGUUUACUUAGGAGAAUAAAAAAAGCUUAAGGAAGAAUAUGAAAAUUUAGAAAACAAGAUGGAAAUCUAGGCUUUAGAAGAAAAAAAUAAAAUGGAGAGAGAAAUUAAAGAAAUGGAAACAAAAAUGAGAACAGAAAUUAAAUCGUAUGAAUAAAGAUAUGAGGAUCUUAAAUUCCAAAAGAACAGAAAUGAAAAAGAGCAUGGAGGAUUAUUAAAAGAACUGGAAAAGACACAUUUAAAGGCUAUUGAGGAAUUAGAAAAUUUAUAUGAAAAAAAACUAGCCUUCGAAAAUGAAAAAUUCUUAUAAUAAGAAUAGGAGCUUAUUGAAGAAAGAAUGAAAUUUGAGAAGAAGCUUAAAGAAAUUGAAAGAAAGCAUGAUGAUAAUAUAAAUUCUUUAAAAUAUGAAUUUAAUGAUAAUUUUUAAAAAGCCUAAAAAGUGUAUGAUUCAACUAAAUAAACCGCUGAUGAUUUAAGAAAAAUUUAUGAGGAAAGACUAGCUCAGUAAGAAGAAGAACAUGAACAAGAAAUUAGAGAUCUCAAUGAAAAUCAUAAAAAAGAAAUCACUAAACUUGUAAAAGACCUUGCAUUGGCUGAGGAAAAGAAGAAUAAAUUUGAUGAAGAUAAUAAAAAAGCUAAGGAAAAUAUAACUCGUUUAGAUAAAAAAAUUGAAGAUUAGGAUAAUGAAAUUUAAUAUUAAAAAAGUAGACUUACUGAUGCCAGUAAUCAAAUAGAAGCUUUGAAGAAAGACAUUAUAAGCUUAGAAGAUUUAGUGAAGAAGAAAGAGAAGAAAAUACAUGAAUAUAAAUAUAAAAUUAAUGAUCUUUAAAAAUCUAAGCAUGUUCUAUCUUUCCGUACAACAGAAAUGAGAAAGUCUCUUGAACCAAAGGAAGAAUAAAUUGAGAAAUAAAAAGAGUAGUUAUGCAAGCUAGAAAGCGAGUUUGAAGGUCUCCUUAAGGUAUCUGAAGCUAGAAAUGAUAAAAUGAAAAAGAUGCAAAGUUAGAUUGAAAAUCUUAACAAGAAUCUUAAACUUCAAACAGAAUUAACUAAGUAGAAGGAGAAUAUACUGAACAAAAUAAUUAUGGAAAUACAUGAUAGUGUUACCUACAAGCAAGAUCCUAAAGAGCUGGCUCAAGAAAUGCAAAAAUUAUAUCAAACAUAUGUAUUGAAGACAGAACACAAACAGAAGUAAUAUGAUAACAAGGGUGUAUAAGAAAUGGGUAGACAAAUUUAGCAUUUAAAUAAAACAAUACAGUAGAUUAGUGAAUCUUCUAAUAAACUUCUUGAUAGACGUUACUAAGAUAUAUUUAAUAAAACUAAAGAAAAUGCUGAGCUUAUUUAUGACUUAAAUGACAUGAGAAAAUAAAAUAAAGAGUUCUAAAGUUAGAUUCUAAACUUAAGGAUGAAAGAAGAUAAAUACAUCAAGGAAAUUGCUAAUCUAAAGACAGAGAUUUAAAAGUUAAAAUUAGGGGGACCUGGAGGAAGUAGCAAAAAAAAUAAUAAUAUGAUGUAAUUGCCACCUGCCUAAUAAAUGCAAUAACAGCAAUAUGACGAAUAACGUUAAAAUGUUAAUUCAGUAUAAUAGACUCAAAGAAACAAUUUCUUCUCACAAUCAUAGGGAUAAGUUCAAUCUAAUUAACGUCCUCAAAGCAUGAAAAUAGGAUAAAAAGGUACAAUUUGCAGAGGAAAGAAUUUCGAUACUAAAACACUCGCUAUAUUUGACAAGGCUAAAAUGAUGGACAUGACAGCUGAAAUGGAAUUAAAUACUUAAAAACUGUUGCAACAAGAAGUGCUUAUUAAGUCUAUCCGUAGAAAGAUACAUAAGCAUGUAAUAGACAGAGCAUGUAAUGAUAUUGCUUUUGAAGAGGAGCUCAUGGCUUUAUAAGCUUAAGAACAGGGUGGUUUUAUACCACUUUAACAAUAAGAUAUUGAUACAAGUGAUGAUAAUAUAUAUCAAGCAGAAUAAAGAUAAUAUUCAAGAAAGUGA
Messenger RNA from Tetrahymena thermophila SB210, 4392 nucleotides. Its product is annotated as WD repeat protein. Gene Ontology annotation, molecular function: protein binding. The transcript has 5 exons. Lineage: Eukaryota; Ciliophora; Oligohymenophorea; Hymenostomatida; Tetrahymenidae. The record is from RefSeq and is a predicted model, not a curated record.